This is a messenger RNA of Chelonoidis abingdonii (Abingdon island giant tortoise), 666 nucleotides long. The record is from RefSeq and is a predicted model, not a curated record. NCBI's taxonomy places the organism in Eukaryota, Metazoa, Chordata, Testudines, Testudinidae.
AUGAGCUCCGACUGCACCAGCUACCUGAGCGCCGACGGGACGUUGGUGAGCGGCUUCAGCUGCCCGCGGGCGGACGGCGAGGCGAGCGCCGUGUACUGCUGCGGCUUCCAGGACGUCAAGUACUGCUGCGAUGACCCCAACAGCUUCUUCCCCUACGAGCACGGCUACAUGUGGUGGCUCAGUGUUGGUGCACUUGUGGGUCUGUCGAUAGCAGCGGUGGUCCUGCUUGCUUUUAUCAUCACAGUGUGUGUUCUCUGUUACUUGUUUAUCAGUGUGAAGCCACGCAGCAAGCUGGAUACAGGUUUAAGCUUGCAGACAGCGGCAGAGAGACUAGAGGGAGUUCCUUGUGAAAUAUAUAGAGGCACUGGACUGGAUUCCCGCAGUGCUGCAAUACAGUAUGGAACUGCAUCCUUCAGAAAGCACCAGCUGAAGCAGUGCAUCUGCAGAGCCAAAUGGAUUCAGGAAAUGCUUCCUUAGCCAUAAACUGGACUGUGAUAACCAGUCCCCAGACCCUGACAGACUUUCCAGAGGUGUUUUAUGGCAACUAUAACCACCAUUAACAUCUCAGGGCAACAUGAAGCCAUGCCUAGAUACGUGUUUCUUACAGCCAUUAAUGUGCAGAUGUUGUACUGAGAGGCAAUGGUGUAUUUUGAUUUUUUUUUUUCA